Sapajus apella (tufted capuchin) is the source of this 1908-nucleotide messenger RNA. RefSeq names its product C-X-C motif chemokine receptor 6 (gene CXCR6). Bases 295 to 1314 code for a protein of 339 amino acids. NCBI's taxonomy places the organism in Eukaryota, Metazoa, Chordata, Mammalia, Primates, Cebidae. Gene Ontology annotation, biological process: immune response; G protein-coupled receptor signaling pathway; inflammatory response. The record is from RefSeq and is a predicted model, not a curated record. Gene Ontology annotation, cellular component: membrane. The transcript is spliced from 2 exons. Gene Ontology annotation, molecular function: C-X-C chemokine receptor activity; coreceptor activity.
UGACAGAAGAAUCAGCCCCGAGGCAGAAUGAAGUGGGUAUGGGGUAUCAGAGUCACCCAUCCAUCUCUGACUGACCCACGCAUUACACAGGGGAGGGCUGAUCAUGUGGAUUCAAAACUAAAAGACGGGAGUAGGGAUGGGUCUCGUGUAUAACCAGCUGAGGGCUCUUUAAAAAGGUUCAGCGGAAACAUGAACCACAUCACAGAAGUAGAGGCAGACCUUGCUUUGUGAGCAAGCUCAUCUCUGGAACAAACCGACCAAGCAUUUCUGCCGGUGUUCAUUAGAACAGACACCAUGGCAGAGUACAAUUACGAAGACUAUAACAGUUCCUAUGAGAGCAGCCGGGAGGAGCAUCAACACUUCCUGCAGUUCAAGAAGGUCUUUCUGCCCUGCACAUACCUGGUGGUGUUCAUCUGCGGCCUGGUAGGGAACUCCCUCGUGCUGGUCAUAUCCAUCUUCUACCAUAAGCUGCAGAGCCUAACGGAUGUGUUCCUGGUGAACCUGCCCCUGGCUGACCUGGUGUUUGUCUGCACUCUACCCUUCUGGGCCUAUGCAGGCAUCCAUGAGUGGGUCUUCGGCAAGGCCAUGUGCAAGACCCUACUGGGCAUCUACACUAUAAACUUCUACACGUCCAUGCUCAUCCUCACCUGCAUCACUGUGGAUCGUUUCACUGCAGUGGUUAAGGCCACCAAGGCCUACAACCAGCAAGCCAAGAGGUUGACCUGGGGCAAGGUCACCUCCUUGCUCAUCUGGGUGAUAUCCCUGCUGGUUUCCUUGCCCCAAAUCAUCUAUGGCAAUGUCUUUGAUCUCGACAAGCUCAUAUGUGGUUACCAUAAUGAGGAGAUUUCCACUGUGGUUCUUGCCACCCAGAUGACACUGGGGUUCUUCCUGCCACUGCUCGCCAUGAUUGUCUGCUAUUCAGUCAUAAUCAAAACACUGCUUCACGCCCGAGGCUUCCAGAAGCACAGAUCUCUAAAGAUCAUCUUCCUGGUGAUGGCUGUGUUCCUGGUGACUCAGACGCCCUUCAACCUUGUGAAGCUCAUCCGCAGCACACAGUGGGAGUACGAUGCCAUGACCAGCUUUCAGUACGCCAUCGUAGUGACAGAGGCUAUCGCAUACCUGCGUGCCUGCCUUAACCCUGUGCUCUAUGCCUUUGUCAGCCUGAAGUUUCGAAAGAACUUCUGGAAACUUGUGAAGGACAUUGGCUGCCUCCCCUACCUUGGGGUCUCACAUCAAUGGAAGUCUUCUGAGGACAAUUCUAAGACUUAUUCUGCCUCCCACAAUGUGGAGGCCACGAGCAUGUUCCAGCUAUAGGCCUUGUCAAGGUUUUGAAUAGCUGCUCUGGAAUUUGUAAGGCAUGGCUGUGUCCUCUGGAUCGGUGAGGCAGGCUUUGUUUAUAGCUUGGGCCUUCUCGUGGAGAAGUUAUCAGACACUCUGGCUGGUUUGGAAUGCUUCCUCUCAAGUGUGAAUAUGUACUGUUCUCUUCUUGAACACUCAUGCUGAAAGCACAAGUAGGAGGUCUAAAAUUUUUAAGGACUUUCCUUCCUCUAUCCCCAAGAAUGCUGAAACCAAGAGGGAUGACAUGCAACUCCUAUGCUGUCAGGUUCUCCUUAAUUGGCACUGGGGCUGAAAGUUGAAGAGGUGAGCACAGCCAAUAAAGUUGUUGAUGGUAGGUGGCACACUGGGUGCCCAAGCUCAGAAGGCUCUUCUGGCUACUGGGCAAACAGCGGAGGUAAGAGCAGCUGUGAAAACAAAUGCUGACUUAUCAGGCUCACACCUCAACCACCAGGGCACCUAACAGAAAUGAGAUCAGGUUCUGCCUCACUUUGGGGUUUGACUUUUGUAUAGGUAGAUGUUCAGGUUGCUUUGAUUAAUCCAGAAUAACUAGCACCAGGGGCUAUGAAUGGG